Agrilus planipennis (emerald ash borer) is the source of this 1083-nucleotide messenger RNA. It is a transcript of the gene H2.0, whose product is annotated as homeobox protein LOX10. Gene Ontology annotation, biological process: regulation of DNA-templated transcription. Bases 280 to 984 code for a protein of 234 amino acids. Gene Ontology annotation, molecular function: sequence-specific DNA binding; DNA-binding transcription factor activity, RNA polymerase II-specific. The record is from RefSeq and is a predicted model, not a curated record. The transcript has 3 exons. Lineage: Eukaryota; Metazoa; Arthropoda; Insecta; Coleoptera; Buprestidae.
UUGACUUAACUACUGUAACCGUUUAAGUGCCUCCUUACAAGACCACCGCCGUGACGCCUAAUAUCGUAAUUAGUAGUGCCAAGUUCCUAAUUGUUUCAAAAGUGCCUUAGAGAGAAGAAAGGAUUACCUACAGUAUUACCCAACUUCUUACCAACUACGAAUUAAAUAUAGGUGCUCAACGAACUAAUCUCAGUUAAGGAGAUCAAUUCGCCUAUCAUCAAGUGCCUACUGCUUUUCGUCAAGCAAAAAUCCUUUGCUGGAUUAUUGACGUGAUUUUACAUGGUUGUGAAAAUGAAUGCCUUGAAUGGGCAAGAUCACUGCUUGAAAACCAUGCCCCCAAAAGAACCAGUUAAACUCAAAUUCGGAAUCGACAGUAUCUUAGCAUCAAAUCCUACAAGUUUAGAAGAAAAUUGCAAAAAUUCUAUAGCAAAGCCUACGCCAACCAUAGCCGUUCCCUGUUCUGAUUGCGUCACUUCGCUUUUCCGAUGCUGUUCCCUCAAUUCUGGACAAACUUUACUUGAAAAACAUGCCGACUAUCCAAAUCAUAAUCACAAUUAUGCUACAACGAAUAGUAUCUACACCGUACAGCCAAUAAGACCGUUUGCAACUCGACCAGCCAUACGGAUACCUUCCUUGCAAACAUCCCGUAAUUCUACCACAUCAUUGAACCUCAGUGCAACAGCUAACUGUUCUUCGGGAACAGGAAAAAGGAAAAGAUCGUGGUCCCGUGCGGUUUUCAGUAAUCUACAGAGGAAAGGACUAGAACGCCGUUUUCAACUUCAAAAAUACAUUACCAAACCUGAUCGACGCCAAUUGGCUGCUACGUUAGGUCUAACCGAUGCGCAAGUAAAAGUCUGGUUUCAGAACCGAAGAAUGAAAUGGAGACAUUCCAAGGAAGCUGGGAAAAUGGGAGAAUGUACUGCCGAUACCAAUAAUGACGGAGAAUUGUAUAUUGAUGUCGAUACGGUUUCCGAAAGUGAUUAAAUUGUGUUAUAGAUUGAAUCAUUUAAAAUUAUACAAACUAAUGGAUGAGUGGAUCGAAAUGAAAUCAUUAUAGUAUUUACCAGUCACUCAAAUGAUCAG